Messenger RNA from Calidris pugnax (ruff), 2465 nucleotides. RefSeq names its product solute carrier family 30 member 10 (gene SLC30A10). Gene Ontology annotation, biological process: manganese ion transport; zinc ion transmembrane transport; intracellular zinc ion homeostasis. The transcript is spliced from 4 exons. The record is from RefSeq and is a predicted model, not a curated record. NCBI's taxonomy places the organism in Eukaryota, Metazoa, Chordata, Aves, Charadriiformes, Scolopacidae. Gene Ontology annotation, cellular component: membrane. Bases 57 to 1373 code for a protein of 438 amino acids. Gene Ontology annotation, molecular function: zinc ion transmembrane transporter activity.
GGCUGCGGGGUAGGGAGAGAGGCGCCGGUGCGGAGCGGUCUGGCGCUGUCGCCGCCAUGGGGCGGUACUCGGGGAAGACGUGCCGCCUCAUCUUCAUGCUGGUGCUCACCGUCGGCUUCUUCGUGGCCGAGCUGGUGUCGGGCUACCUGGGCAACUCCAUCGCGCUGGUGUCCGACUCCUUCAACAUGCUGUCGGACCUCAUCUCCCUCUGCGUGGGUCUCUCCACGGGGCGCAUCGCCCGCCGGAGCCGCCGGGGCCCCCGCGCCACCUACGGCUACAGCCGGGCCGAGGCGGUGGGGGCCCUCAGCAACGCCGUCUUCCUCACCGCCCUCUGCUUCACCAUCUUCGUGGAGGCCAUCCUCCGCCUGGCCCGGCCCGAGCCCAUCGAUGAUGCCCAGCUGGUGCUCAUCGUCGGUACCCUCGGCCUCGCUGUCAACCUCGUGGGGCUCCUCGUCUUCCAGGACUGGGGAGCCUGCUGCCGCCGCCGCCGUCACCAGCCACCUGCCCCACUGCCCGCUGCUGCCAUGCUGCCGGCCAUUCCUGGCAGCGCCCCGACGGGGCAGACGGAUGAAGCAGGUGAUGCACCAAAUGACCAAAAAAGCCCUGGAGAGGGGCCUGAGAAGAAAAGAGAGAGGAAGUCUGAAGCCUUAAACAUCAGAGGUGUUCUUUUGCACGUUAUGGGAGAUGCACUUGGAUCAGUGGUUGUGGUAGUUACUGCUACAAUCUUCCAUAUACUUCCUCUGGAGGGUGCUCCGUGUAAUUGGCAGUGCUACAUUGAUCCAAGCCUGACAGUAAUUAUGGUGUUCAUCAUCUUGUCUUCUGCAUUCCCACUUAUCAAGGAGACCUCAACUAUUUUGUUGCAGAUGGUUCCCAAAGGUGUUAAUAUGCAACUACUGACUGACAGACUAGCUCGUGUUCCAGGGGUUAAGAGCCUUCAUGAGGUGCAUGUUUGGGAGCUUGCAGGUGGGAAGAAUAUCGCUACUCUUCAUAUCAAGUGCCAAACCCCUACUGAUUACCAAGAUGCUGCUUAUAAAAUACGGAAGGUUUUUCACGAAGCAGGGAUCCAUUCUGUGACCAUCCAGCCUGAGUACGUUGACCACAAGACCUCCCAUCUACUGUGCAGCUCACCCUGCAUCUCAAAAUCCUGUGACUCUCAGCUGUGCUGCAGUCAGCGGGAGCACCCUCUGGCUAAAACUAACGGCCGUACAAAGAAAAACGAUAGUUGCCUUUCUGCACAGCUUAAAGACAAUGGUUCAAGUAAAAGUGAUAUUGAAAUCCCUAUCGAGUACCCACAGGCAGAGGAUGGCAUUAAAAAUGUGAAAAAUUGUGGCAUGUCUGAUGACAAAUCACAGUUGAGCAGUACAAGACUUUAAGCAAUUCCUUCUACUCUGUGUAAUGUUUUCAUAGAACAAACGUAUGCUGGCUGGGAAGAGGGUCAUCAGUGGCUGUAGCUGGAGUUGGCAUGGCAAAAAGAUUUCUGUGCUUUAGCUGUAAACCAAAACACACCUAAAACACCUUUGUAUCUGAAAUCAGGAUUAAUAUUUCCAUGAAGGGUGUUGCAUUCAUCUAAGAUUUUUCUGAUACAGCCUAACCCAGUUCCUUACCAAACUGUGUGUGAAUUUCUGUUGUUGAAGUGGACGAGGUGUAUUGCUGUCUGCACUGAUGCUUGCAGUUAAUGGCCAGUGGCACUGGGAAUGAAACUCUGGCCUUUUCUGCUGAAGCAAGCUGUUUCCUGAAAGCCCUGUGGCCAGUUAACAAUUGUACGGGACUGAAGUACUGUAUAUUUAUAACGGACUUCAGCAGAGGUGCUUUACUGAUCCUUAAACCCCAUUUUUGCAUAGAAAAUUCAUUUUUAACAGUGGUGUGUGCUUUUGGCCAGUGGGGUUUGUGAAUGAAAUUAAAAGUGUCUAAGGGGGAAGGGAAGCACUCAGGAAUUUUGACUUGCAUUGUUUUUUUGACUGACUCCUGUAUUUAGGGAGAGAGUAGAAGCUGGUCUUGCUUCUCUACUGGUAAUGCUGGAGUCCUAGCCUAAUCACAGAUAAGCAUGCUAAAGAAUAGAUCUCUUGUCAUGAAAGCAAAGAAAUACUUAUUAAUGUUGUCUGUACUGAAUCUAGGAAGUGGAAAGGCAGUCAUCCAGUUAACUUUUAUCUUGUUCACUGUUGUGAUUGCACAACUCAGUCUCUUUUAUUAUUUUUUUUUCCUUCUGACAAUGGAAGUUAUAAUAGCCACAGUCUUAAUUCAUCAUUGUGCAGUAUGGUUGCAGUAUGUUUAACACUGAGUGUCUGUCAUUAUUCAUGCUGAAUAAAUAAGCUAAUAUGUUUAUUAUGAACAGUUAAAAUUCUGCAGUUCAAUUCUUGAGACACAAUUCAAUAUUGUGUUAAGAAAGUCCCUUUAAAGUUUUAUAUGCAGUGUUAUCACAUAGAGGAUGCUUUAAAAAAAAAAAAAAAAAAAAAAAAAAAAAAAAA